AUAACAUGUCGGCAAUCAGAGAGAAGUCUCAAGAAGGCUAUGUCUGCUGCAACUGCAACUGAUAUUUUGACUAUAGUUGAUCUUUGUGUAUUCAUGCUGAUUCAUGUGUAAAAAAUAUGACUGAACGUUCCUGUGGUAUCGUUAUAAAUGGCCAUCAUACUGAUAUUGUUUUAAGACCUUACAGCAAUCGGACACUGUUGAUUGUAACGCAUUUUAAAAAAUUUGGAACAUUAUUGAUGAUAAAUCGUGAAUCCUCUGUAAACGGUUAUACAAGCGAUGUAUUUACAAUAAAGACACUCUUUGGUAGUGACAACAAUGAUAUUCAUGUAGCUGCCAGAUAUAUAGCGCAAGAAAUUAACAUUGAAAAACCUUUAUUGCUAUCAAUAGCCUUAAAGGAUUACAACGUAAAGACUCUAAAAUCUGUUGUUGCUGCUGUGAAUCAAAUAAAAUCGUGGUAAUAUAAUAUCAACUCAAUCAUUAUGACCUUAAUUUAUGGACAACUCGUUAUUGGACCUCCUGGAAGUGGGAAAACGACAUAUUGUAAUGCAAUGUCAAAAUUUCUAGAGUCUAUUGGAAGAAAAGUAGCUGUUAUUAACAUUGAUCCAGCAAAUGAAAACAUGGAAUAUGUUCCAGCAAUAGACAUAUCUGAAUUGAUUAAACACGAAGAUGUUAUGACAGACUUUGGGCUUGGACCAAAUGGUGCUUUAGUUCAUUGUAUGGAAUUUCUAGAAACCAAUGUGCAGUGGCUCAUUACAAGAGUUUUGAAUUUAAGGGAUCACUAUCUUAUUUUUGAUUGUCCGGGUCAAGUCGAAUUGUAUACGCAUCACAAAUCAGUGAGUCGGAUAGCAGAAAAAUUGAGCCAGAAUUUAGUGAGAUUAUGCAGUGUGCAUCUUGUAGAUUCACAUCAUUGUAGUGAUCCUGGAAAAUAUUUAUCCUCUCUGAUUCUUUGUACCACAGUGAUGUUGCAAAUAGGUUUGCCUCAUGUAAAUAUUAUGACAAAAUUUGAUGAAAUGAAAAAGUUUAAAGAUCGUCUAGCAUUUAAUAUAGAUUUUUACACAGAAGUACUGGAUUUAAAUUAUCUUUUAGAACAACUGGAUGAAGAUCUCUUUAUUGCAAAGUACAAGAAACUUAACAAAGCAUUAGUAUCGAUAAUUGAAGGCUAUAGUCUUGUCAGUUUUAUACCUUUAGACGUUUCUAAUAAAGCAUUAUUGCUGCAAGUGAAAAACGCGGUGGAUAAAGCCAGCGGAUAUGUUUUCGGUGGAAAUGAACCACGAGACAUUCAAACAUUACUCGCGUGUGCGGUAGGAGCUGUUAAUGAAAAUGAAAAAAUGUCAACACUAGAUGGAUAUUUAUGAACAUUUCAGCAUUCUAGUAUACAUCAAUAUUACAUUUGUUUUUAUAUAACUAUUAUAUAACAAAAUUUAAUAAACAAAAUGAGAAAGCUCAGAGAUUGCCCAGCAUUCAAUAUAUAUUUUUAUACAUUUUAAAGAUACUAGAUUUC
Messenger RNA from Camponotus floridanus (Florida carpenter ant), 1501 nucleotides. Its product is annotated as GPN-loop GTPase 2. NCBI's taxonomy places the organism in Eukaryota, Metazoa, Arthropoda, Insecta, Hymenoptera, Formicidae. Gene Ontology annotation, cellular component: cytoplasm. The coding region runs from base 480 to 1355 and encodes 291 amino acids. The transcript is spliced from 7 exons. The record is from RefSeq and is a predicted model, not a curated record. Gene Ontology annotation, molecular function: GTPase activity.